AUGAUGCCUCUGUGUGCUGCUUGCCACUGCACUAUAUAUUCCUGUGUUUUGAGACUCGCCUCUUCUCAUCAUCCCACUUCCUCUUUUCGUUCCUGUGAAGAGAGGAGAAGGAUGGGGAACUGCCAAGCACCGGAGGCGGUGGUGAUUCAGCACCCGGGUGGGAGGGAGGAGCAGCUUUACUGGCCGAUGAGCGCCGCGGACGUGAUGAAGAGCAACCCGGGCUACCACGUGGCCCUCGUCACGCUCUGCGUCUCCGAGGAGCGGGGGGACGGCGGCGGCGGCGUCGUCCGGUUGACGCGCGUGAGGCUGCUUAAGCCCAAGGACGUGCUCUUGCUCGGCCAAGUGUAUCGGCUGGUCACCUCCCAAGAGGUCACCAUGGCUCUGAGGGCGAGGAAGCAGGAGAAGCUUAACAAGUGCCAACAGCACAGAACAAACGAUCAGGUGGCGAAGCAGGAGAGGGAUCGGCAAAGGAGCGGCACGCAGAUGGCAGCGAGGGCCCGACAGUGGCGUCCUUCUCUGCAGAGCAUCGCAGAAGCUGCGAGCUGAGCUGUGCUAACGACGAGAAAGA
Musa acuminata AAA Group (dessert banana) is the source of this 568-nucleotide messenger RNA. RefSeq lists its product as uncharacterized. NCBI's taxonomy places the organism in Eukaryota, Viridiplantae, Streptophyta, Magnoliopsida, Zingiberales, Musaceae. The record is from RefSeq and is a predicted model, not a curated record. The coding region runs from base 1 to 546 and encodes 181 amino acids. The transcript has 3 exons.